Molecule: messenger RNA, 787 nt
Organism: Populus nigra (black poplar)
Lineage: Eukaryota; Viridiplantae; Streptophyta; Magnoliopsida; Malpighiales; Salicaceae
Product: RNA polymerase II transcriptional coactivator KIWI-like
Exons: 4
Coding region: 145-483 (112 amino acids)
Biological process (GO): positive regulation of transcription initiation by RNA polymerase II
Cellular component (GO): nucleus; transcription regulator complex
Molecular function (GO): DNA binding; transcription coactivator activity
Source: RefSeq, a predicted model, not a curated record
GGAAUUUGGAAUCCAGACAGCACCGUGAAAGACCAACCGAACCAAAAGAAAGCCAAGAGACAUCAAAACUGUCGUCGUAGAGUGGUGGUCCUGUAUUUUUUUUUUCCCUGCUCUGUAAGAGACACGCACACACACAGAGAAGAAAUGUCCGGAAGAGGAGGAAAGAGAGCAGCAGCAGCAAGGGAGGAGGAAGGGAGUGGGGCUGAUGACAACUAUGCUCAGCAACCACCGGCCAAGAAACCCACCAAGGCUGACAACUCAUCCUCUGAUAACUCUGAUGAAAUUGUUGUUUGUGAGAUAGGGAGGAAUAGGAGAGUGACAGUCAGGAACUGGAGAGGAAAGAUUAAUGUCGAUAUUCGUGAGUUUUAUCCCAAAGAUGGCAACCUUCUCCCUGGCAAAAAAGGUAUUACCUUAUCAUUGGAUCAGUGGAACAUGCUCCGUGAUCAUGUGGAAGAAAUUGACAAGGCUCUUGGUCAUUCUUAGGGCAUCAUAGGACAUGAGUAGUUCUGUUGAUUUUGCUAAUGAAUGGUAGUCUCAAGGAUACUAGGAUGUUUGGUUUUGGUCUUGGUUUUGGUUUCUAGAAAACUGGAAUGCCGUAGGUGGGCAUGCUUUCUUCUUUUGGAUUUGGUUGGGGAUGGUUGAAUAUCUUGUCUUGUGUAUAAAUGGUAUCUUGGGAACCCCUAGCAAUGCAGCACAAUUACUGGCAUGGUAAUGGUAGUGCAAACAAACCUUUUGUUCAGAGGAUUUGACUAGCAGGAUGGUUUAAUGGCUUAAACUUUCUAUUCCA